AUGCGCAAUCUGGACUAUAGAAACGUGUUAAUUUCGCUCUGCAUUGUAAACCUCUUCACUCUCAGUGAAGGGCGCCCCCUAAGGAAAAGGACGGUUAGUGAGGUCCAGUAUAUGCACGAUUUCGGGGAGCUCAAGCAGGUGCAGGAGCGUCGGCAGUGGCUGCAGAUGAGACUCCAGGGCAUCCACACCGCCCCGGCGUGGGGCAGCAGCGGGGAGGCCGGCCGAACGAUGAGGAGACUGCGUCCCGAGGAGCUGCCUGACCUGAGCGACAUGACACAGGAGGAGAUCCAGUUCGCUUUGAGCUUACUGGAAAAGCUCCUCAAGUCAAAGCAGUCGUGA
Anoplopoma fimbria (sablefish) is the source of this 339-nucleotide messenger RNA. RefSeq names its product parathyroid hormone-like. The transcript is spliced from 2 exons. Bases 1 to 339 code for a protein of 112 amino acids. Gene Ontology annotation, cellular component: extracellular region. The record is from RefSeq and is a predicted model, not a curated record. NCBI's taxonomy places the organism in Eukaryota, Metazoa, Chordata, Actinopteri, Perciformes, Anoplopomatidae. Gene Ontology annotation, biological process: intracellular calcium ion homeostasis. Gene Ontology annotation, molecular function: hormone activity.